Cladocopium goreaui is the source of this 1270-nucleotide messenger RNA. The record is from the annotation of a GenBank genome assembly. NCBI's taxonomy places the organism in Eukaryota, Dinophyceae, Suessiales, Symbiodiniaceae.
AGGCACAUCAGCGGUUACACGAAGCAAUCGAGCGCAACGAGGGCUACCUGAAAGCGCACCUGGGAUAUCAUAUCCAAGGUAGCGAGGUGGGACCUUACACCGUGGUGAGCCACGAAGCCUUGGGUGUGGGCGUCUUCUCCGUGGUGUGGCCUUGUGCAGACAAGGACAACAAGUUGGUUGCCAUGAAAGUGAUCCGACACCAGGACCAUUUCCGAAAGUAUGCCAACAGAGAGGUUGAAGCACUGCAAAAAGCCGCCGGGCUCAGGGAUCAGGAUCCCGAGAGUGCUGCCCAUGUGGCCUUACUACGGGACAGCUUCGUUCACAAGGUGAGCAGCCCUCAAGGAGACCAAGAGUAUCUCUGCAUGUGCUUUGAGAAGUUGGAGUCCAAUCUGCGGAAGAUUGGGAAGCAGCCGCUGGAGAAAGUGCUGCAGUUUGGGAAGCAGAUCAUGCGCGCCUUGAGAUAUCUCCACGACGUGGUGCAAAUCGUGCAUUGCGAUGUGAAGCCCGACAAUCUCCUGCUGCGUUGGGAUGGUCUUGCCGUGAAGUUGAUGGACUUUGGCACAGCCAGGCCAUCUCCUGAGCUUCAGAGCCAGGACGAGCUGCAACCGCUCUUCUACCGAGCUCCUGAGGUCAUCUUGGGAUGCACACGGGGUCGAAAGAUUGACGUCUGGUCCGCAGCUUUCACCAUUUACGAGCUCACCGUUGGCAGGAUCUACCUCCGCAACUGCCAUACCCCACGAGAGGUGUUGGAAGAGAUCAUGCAGCUGCGUGGGCCUGUCACAAAAGAAAUGUUGCAGGGUCGCUUGGCAGCUGCAUAUUUCAACGCCAAAGGUUUCCACACGGAGAAACGCGAAGUCGUUGGGCUAGACAGCUUUACCAAGCGGUCGAUGUUUUCGGAGCUGGCCCCCUAUGCUGACUAUGGCAACGAAAGCAAGAAGACAGCAGAGGAGCAGGCAAGAGCUCAGCUGAGCCGCCUGAUUGGCGCUACCACGGUUGUUGGAGCUGCCAUGAAGCGAACAGGGCCAACGGCUGCAGAAAAGAAGCUGAAACAGUUGGCAGAGUUGUUGGACAGGUGCCUGGAAGUGGAUCCGCAGCAACGCCUUACAGCAGCCGAAGCCUGUGAGCUCGAGGUCUUCAAGGCUGUGGAGCUGCCCCCCAUGGUGGACUUGCAAGAGGCACCACCUUUGCCAGAAGAAGCACCACCGCCACUGCCACCAGAUGCACCUCCUGCGCGUGCCGAAUGAUGGCAGUGCCUAUAGCGUGGGAAAAA